AUGGCUGGCAGUCUACGCCGUCCAACCAACUUGAAUGGGCUGCUUUUAGGCGGUGAACGAACUCCCGUGACCUUGGACGAAGUCAUAUCCAUGCGUAGAAUUAUUGAGCAGAAAUUUCACUCUCUUGGUCCUAAUACUCGGUAUUGUGUUGAGAACUUGGCUAAAUCUACCGUAAGGGUCAUUACGGCCUGCGGAUCUCCUUUUUUCAAAGAAAAUGAAGAGCUGAUCAAACAAAACAACGCAAACAACACUCGGACAUUGAGGAAAUCGAUCAUCGUUGGAAAAGCAAAGGUAAUGAGUUUUGAGGAUAUCGAGAAGGAGAUUCAAAGGCGGGAAGAAAAGGGGGCUACUAAAGGAAGUCGUCACGGACGCAAGGCAAAGAAGGCGGGGGCGACGCCUAGUGAAAGGGGAAAGUCGCGUGAGGACGAGAUCGAAUCGGCAAAUCGAGAAUUUAAGCGUGAAGAAUAG
Messenger RNA from Exophiala aquamarina CBS 119918, 468 nucleotides. RefSeq lists its product as uncharacterized. NCBI's taxonomy places the organism in Eukaryota, Fungi, Ascomycota, Eurotiomycetes, Chaetothyriales, Herpotrichiellaceae. The transcript has a single exon. Bases 1 to 468 code for a protein of 155 amino acids. The record is from RefSeq and is a predicted model, not a curated record.